UGAUCUUCUUUUUUUUCUUCUUUUCACGAGGCCUCUAAACCAUGAAGAAGUUCAGCAAACAAAAUAUGCUAACCUUGGCAUUGGUACACCCAAACCCGUACCUAUUUUAACCCUUAGUUACAGUAUCUAUUAUACAAGAUAUGGGAAAUUCACAAGCAUUAGAGAUAUAUAUUCAUACUGACACUGAAAUAGUCAAUGCUGCAAACUAAGCUUAAGACUGAAAUUGGUAAGGGGUGGUUCUCCUCCUUUAACAUCUCUUUCUGUAGCUGCUAACAAAAUCCUUGUACACGAAACCUCUGUAAAGAGGAGGACUAUUGGACUCCUUAACCAUUGCUGAUGCAGGUUUUGAUGUAACUCUCACUACAAGGAUGAAUGGAGCUAACAACUGUCGUUCGAACUACAUGAGCAUUUGUAACAGCUCUAUGGGCAUCACUCUUUAGCUUUCUGUUACUGAUUACCUUUAAGACCCCCACGGCCAUGGUCAGAACUAGCUCAACCAAGAGAGAGAAAGAAAGACCAGGAGACCAUUAUCAAAAAAAGAAAGAAAGAGAGAUUUAUAUUCCAUUAAAGGUCCGAAUUUUAAAUGGAGUACAUAGUCAGUAAGGAUUCAUAUAGCCGAUUAGCCGACCCUAGCUUGCUUGGGUUUGGGAUACAGCAGGGUUGUAGUUUCAGCAUCCAACGACACAAUUUGGCUUUACACUUUGGUUAGCAGGAUAUAUGAUAUAAUUCUAUAAAGCACCCUAAUUGAGAGAUAUACACUAAGAGCCUGUUUGGAUGGGCUUAAAAAAACAGCUUAUAAGCCAAAAAAAAAUAAGUUGGUGUAGUCCAACUUAUUUUGUUCACCAACUUAUUUUUUUUGGUGGCUUAUAAGCUGCUUUAGAUAAGUUAAGCCAAACAAACCCAAUUAAUUUUUGGGGCUUAUUUGAAGCACAAAAUGGCUUUAAGCUGGCCAGCCAAACACUCAAAAAAAUUGAAAACAGCUUAUAGGCAACUUAUAAGCCCUCCAAACGGGCUGUAACUAAAUUUUCAUGAAUGAGAAAUGACCUGAAAUAAUCCAUAUUCUUGGCUCCUUUAACAAUAUUUUGGACCAAUGGUCAUUGAUUGAGUUCUUCCUGAAGAUCUAUUGCUGGGAUGAUCUUGCAUUAAGGGAUAGUUAUCUUUCCAGGUCUUCUCUCUGGAGUUAAUAUAUAAGGACUGGCACAGAUUGAAAUGAGAUUCUCCAAUAUAUUCAAUGGUUUCAGCUUAACAGUGCAACUCUAGCAAAUUGGUAUGAGAGGAAAAUGAUUUCCUCUUUCAGAGAAGUUAUUAGCGCCUAUUCAACUGAAACAAAGAAGCUGAUCACAAAGAUUUCAGAUGUGAUUAGUGAAGGAUUAGGACUUGAAAAGGGGUAUUUUGGAGGUGAAUUAAGCCAAGUUCAAAUGCUAUCUGUGAACUAUUAUCCUCCAUGCCCCGACCCAGAUGUGGCACUUGGAAUGCAUAGCCACUGUGAUCCUAACUUAUUCACAAUUCUACAUCAAGCUAAUGUUUAUGGCCUUCAAAUCUUCAAGGACGGUAAAUGGUCUGCUGUUGAACCUCUUCCUAAUGCAUUUGUGGUCCUCAUUGCUUGCCAAUUACAGAUUAUCAGUAACAAUGAGCUAAAAAGUGUCAUUCAUCGAGCAGUGACAAACUUGAAAGCAGCUCGAAUCUCUGUGGGUACUUUCGUAAUCCCUUCUUCGGAUUGUCACAUUGAACCAGCAAGUUCUUUGUCUAAAAAAUCAACAAAAUUUCCACUAUACAAGGCUUACCAAUACAAGGAGUUCUUGCACACCUAUGCAUCAAAUAAUGGCGAUUUUGAAGCUGUCCUUCAGUUUUACAAGCUCUAAGCUUAAUGGAUUUUCUAUAUAAUAUAAUAUAUUGAAUAAAAAUACAGGUUAUUACGUACCUGACUUGUAUGGUAUUAUGUUGUGUAAAAAAAUAUUUCUACACAAUAGUAUGUUUCUCUUGCUUAUAUAUGAUCAUGUUGUGUGCAUCAACGUUAAUUGAAACAU
Lycium barbarum (goji berry) is the source of this 2027-nucleotide messenger RNA. Its product is annotated as hyoscyamine 6-dioxygenase-like. The transcript has 3 exons. The record is from RefSeq and is a predicted model, not a curated record. Lineage: Eukaryota; Viridiplantae; Streptophyta; Magnoliopsida; Solanales; Solanaceae. Bases 1281 to 1862 code for a protein of 193 amino acids.